Molecule: messenger RNA, 3983 nt
Organism: Linderina pennispora
Lineage: Eukaryota; Fungi; Kickxellomycota; Kickxellomycetes; Kickxellales; Kickxellaceae
Product: P-loop containing nucleoside triphosphate hydrolase protein
Exons: 11
Coding region: 43-3900 (1285 amino acids)
Cellular component (GO): intracellular anatomical structure
Molecular function (GO): protein binding; RNA binding
Source: RefSeq, a predicted model, not a curated record
GCCAAUUCAAAGUCUCAAUUUCGCACACUUUUUUAUUAUAGAAUGGCGGGUGGCGGCAAAAAGAAGCAGCAGCAAAAGGCAGCCGAUCCUGCUCCAGCGACAGCCAAGCCUGGCAAGGGGAAGCAGAAGGGCAAGGUUGCUGACGAGCCAGCAGCAGCUCAGCCCGAGAAGCCGAACCCGAACAAGCUGCUUUUUGGCAACUGGACAGGCAAAACGCCUGUAACUCUGCUCAACGAAUUUGUGCAGAAGAGCAAAUGGCAGCGGCCCGACUACAAUAUGCACGGCGGGCCCUCCAAGGGUUUCAGCUGCACGAUCCGGCUAACAAAAAUCGAAAAGAACCAGCCGAUCAUGGCCCGGCACAUGGCAGCCACCUAUGCAUUGCACCGCCUACGCUCCAACACCAACAUGCACCGGAUGCUGCCGCCGAUGCACCGCGAAUACUGGACGGACCUCGACAAGGGCAGCUGGAAGUACUCGGACGAUCCGUUCACGGUCAAGGUGCUGAGAGAGAAGGAGAGGGACGAGCAGCAGGAGCGGAGGGAGAAGGAGAGGGAACGGAGGGAGCGAGCGGAGAGACAGGGGCUGAGCGAGGAAUUGCUGAAGCCGUUUGCGCGCCGCCGAUGGGACGACAUGGCCGAGGUACAGAUGAGCCAGACGAACCGAGAUCUGGCAGAAUCAGUUAUCCGCACGUGGUCCGAGGCAUGGAACCUCGGGAAGGCGCAGCCGGUCAAGCCAACCCCCACUGCUAGCAAGGACUCCUCGAUUGAAAAGUCGCUGGUCCUGUCUGGGUUCCGUGCCGCCCACGUCAAGGAGGCGUUGCAAUACACGCACUCCAAGCACGAGGCGCUCGACUGGCUAUGCGUACACUUUAUGCAGCGUGCGUACCGCUCCUCUCUGGUGCUCGUAUCCAACAACGACAACGACGACCAGCAGAGGCUCGCCCGCCAGCUUGCAGGCAAGCGCCUGGCCCGAUCAGGCUUCCCGACGACCAUCUGCAUGCAGACCCUCAGCAGCAUAGCUUCGGUGGAUCUAGCGGCCUAUGGAAAGCAUGGCGGCGACAGAGCUCUGGCAUUGGAGAAGAGCGAGGAGACGUACGAGUCGAUCGAAUACGAGUUUGAGGGCAUCGAGGCCAUCUACCCAGGCGAGCGCCGCGUGAAGCAGCCGAGUGAAUUCCAGGUCAGCGUGGCGGUACGUCCGCAGCCGCGCAGGCUGUGUCCGGAAGACACCAGGCUGGAGUUUUGGUUCCCGCCCGGGAUCCGGUAUCCGGAGCAGUUCCCUGCGAUUACGGUUUCGAGCGACUCGCUGCCGAGCUACCUGAAGCUGCACAUUGCAAAGAAACUCAAUGGGCUGGUCAGUCACGACGCAAUGCCGGUGAUUUACGAGGCAGUGAGCGUGGCAGAGGCGCAGAUCGAGGAGUGGCUGGCCAACCCGCCGGCCCUGGUCGGUCUGAUGCGUGGCAUCGUCGACGGCGGGUCUGCCACAGCCAGCAGCAACACCUCGGAUGCAGAUGGCGUCCAGGCGGUCGUAAAGAAGAAGCGGCAUGUGAAGCGGCACAAGCAGACUGCAAAGGACACUGAGCAUCUCUUAACCCCAGCGUACUGCAAAAUGCAGACAGUGCGUGAGUCUCUGCCUGCAUGGAGCUUCCGUGCCAAGAUCAGUGAUCUUGUCGAGUCCCACCGCUGCACAGGCUGUGGAAAGUCCACUCAGGUACCGCAGUUUCUCCUGGACCAGGCGCUACAGACUGGCAAGCCGAUCAACAUUAUCUGCACGCAGCCGCGGCGGAUCAGCGCCAUCGGCGUAGCAUCUCGCGUGGCCGAAGAGCGAGCCGAGGAUAUCUCGGAGAACUCUGGCACAGUCGGCUAUGCUGUGCGUGGCGAGUCCAGGCAGAACCGCAACACGCGGCUCCUGUUCUGCACCACUGGUACCUUUCCAGGCGUCACUCACAUUGUAUGCGAUGAGGUGCAUGAGCGGUCGGUCGACUCGGAUCUCCUUCUGGUGUUGCUGAAGCAGUGCUUGGAGCGCAACAAGCAUCUGCGGGUAGUUCUGAUGAGUGCGACGGCAGAGUGCGAGCUGUUUGGUGGGUAUUUCGGGAACCGAACGCCGAUUGUGGAGAUCCCUGGCCGCACGUUCCCGGUUGAUGACGUGUAUGUCGAGGACUUUGUCAGGAGCCACCAUGACCCAAGCACCGGCCAGGACAGGACACGGUACGAGAACAUGCAAAGGAAGGCAGCGGAAACAUCGGACGAGAAGGCGGCAAAGGAGGCCCAGAAAUGGCUGAACCACGCAGACCACUACGCGUCGUGGAUGGUCGGCUGGGACUCCAAGUUCGGGCUCGCCCACAGCGCUACGCAGAUCGACUACUCGCUGGUGCUGGCCAUUGCGCAGCACAUCCACAAAACGUCCGACCCGACCAAGGCUGUGCUGGUCUUCAUGCCGGGCGUGCAGGAAAUCUCCAAGACCAUCGACGCCCUGAGCGCCCUGCCGAACACCACGCUGCUGCCCCUGCAUGCUGGGCUUGGGCCCGCCGAGCAAAGGCGCGUGUUCCGCAGGCCCCCGUCGGGGUCGCGCAAGAUCGUGGUGUCGACCAAUGUGGCCGAGACCAGCAUCACCAUCGACGACAUCGGCUUUGUGGUGGAUUCCGGCCGCGUGCGUGAAAUCCAGUACGACGCCGAGUCGCGCAUCGCCCGGCUCGCCACGGUCUUCUGCUCGCAGGCCGCCUCGACGCAGCGCCGCGGCCGUGCGGGCCGCAACCAGCGCGGAACCUGCUAUAAGCUCGCGUCAUGGCCUGAGUACACCAAGCCGGAGAUCCAGCGCACGCCGCUCGAGCAGGUGUGCCUGCAGGCAAAGACCCUGGGCCACGCCGACUCGCAGAAAUUCCUGGACUGCGCCAUUUCGCCGCCCGACAGGCCUGGUCCUGUCGUCAACGGCGCGCUGACGGCGCUGGGAAGGUACCUGGGCAGCAUCCCGGCGGACCUGCGGCUGGCAAAGAUGCUUGUGUACGGCGCGGUGUUUGGUAUUCUCGACCAGAUGCUCGUCAUUGUGUCGCUGAUGGCUAGCGACAAGCCGCUGUUCAGUGCCCCGCACGAGAAGCGCGCGCUGGCGAGGGAGAAGCGCAUGGCAUUUGCCACUGGCCAUAGCGACUGGCUGGCAGACGUAGCCGCCUUUGAAAGGUGCUCGAAGGACGGCCGUCGGGCCUGCGCUGACAACUUUGUCUCGUUCACGACCAUGCGCGACGUCAGGUCCAAUAUCCGCAUGCUGCGCGAUGCUAUCCGCGACACCGGUCUGAUUGAAGCCGCCGAAGCUGCCACGCCGCGGUCUGAUGCCGAGACCCAGAUGCUCGUCAAGGCCAUCGUGUUUGCCGGCCUGUCUACAAACACCGUGCGUGUGCGUCUGCCGCAGCAAAAGUAUCAGGAAAUGAUCGCCGGUACCGUCAGCGUCGAGCACGAGGCGCGCCAGGUCUCCUUCCACCUGGUCGAUACGCUGAACGCAACCGAAACUGACUGGCAACGCUACGAUAUGCGGAAAGAUACCCGCGUCUUUAUCCAUCCGCAGUCGACGCUAUUUGCGGAGAACUCGUAUCCGGUACCGUUCUUGACGUACUUUUCGCAGUCCUCCAACAACCCACAAAAGGUGUAUCUGCGCGAUGUCACCAUGCCUGGGCUCUACGCCCUGCUCAUGUUUGGGCCCGAUCUGGUCGUCGACCACGAGAACAAGGUCAUUGUAGUGGGAUGCGGCGGCAUAUCAGUGCGGGCGUGGCCACGCAUUGCUGUGCUGGUCAACCACCUGAAGAUGCUGCUUGACCAAUUGCUCGGCCGCAAGCUGGACGACCCGGCCAUGGAGAUCAGACACCACCCAGUCGUUACCACUAUCCUGAGGCUGAUCGCGACUGAUGGUGUGUGAGGUCUGCUCUGAAAAAUCCACGAUAUGUCAGUUGGUUAAUGAGACUUGAAUUAACGGUUGAAAUAGAAGAAAUGAUACUACAG